Salvelinus namaycush (lake trout) is the source of this 1683-nucleotide messenger RNA. It is a transcript of the gene mixl1, whose product is annotated as Mix paired-like homeobox. The transcript has 3 exons. The record is from RefSeq and is a predicted model, not a curated record. NCBI's taxonomy places the organism in Eukaryota, Metazoa, Chordata, Actinopteri, Salmoniformes, Salmonidae. Gene Ontology annotation, molecular function: DNA-binding transcription activator activity, RNA polymerase II-specific; RNA polymerase II cis-regulatory region sequence-specific DNA binding. The coding region runs from base 190 to 1149 and encodes 319 amino acids. Gene Ontology annotation, biological process: endoderm development; endoderm formation; hematopoietic progenitor cell differentiation.
UCACACCUUUCUCCAGCCAUCAGACGCGCUAGGAACAAUGUUCGUCUCCAGUGCCAGCCGUCGCUAAUUGCCCGCGCAGUUCACACAUUCCGACGUCACCUUUGAUCACAAGGAGAUGAGGGCGGAUAUAAAACCGGGGAUCAGACGGUUGUGGUCAGUCAGAUUCUGGGAAUAGACUAGAGGAGUAAUAUGUCAGCCGUCCACGGAAAACUGAGGGUAGGAGACGUAACUCAAUUCCCGAUGUACCCCGACGGACACAUGGAGAGGAAUAGCAUGCCGCAUUCAGAUUAUAGUGCUGCGGAUAGGGCAAACUACUUCAACUCCGCAAACGCCACCGGACAGAGAGCGGACAGCAUGACCCAUCGAAGGAAGAGAACCAACUUCACCCAGCAGCAGAUUGGGGUGCUGGAGAAAGUAUUCUCCGACACCAAAUACCCUGACAUAUACCUUCGCGAGAGACUUGAGGCUCUCACCGGCCUACCAGAGUCCAGAAUUCAGGUGUGGUUCCAGAACCGACGCGCAAAGUCCCGUCGCCUGGAAGGGUCGUCCAUGUCUAUGAAGCUCAAUGGUGUUGCCGCCCCCGUGACCCCGUUCGCGCAACUCCAUCACCGAAUGCACAACUUCAGACCAUCACUCCACACCCGGACGGAAGAAACGCACGCCAAGACCACACUACCCACGAAAACUGGUAACUACGAACACUCAAUUAUGCCGUAUGUUUACGAUGCAUCCAUAAAUGGGAAUAGAAGAAAAAUUGAGCAAAUCGAACGAGAUGAGUUGAGCGUUGCGGUUCCGUGCAACAACGUUCAUCCGUAUCACAAGGGAAAUGGACUUUACAUCAAGUCCCAGAGCAACAUAAGCGGUAGUGCAGGUACAAAACAUGUUCUGGUUGAAUAUGACAACUUUCCCCCAAACAAGACCAUAGGUCCCGAGAUGAAAGUUGUUAUCCCUCCUAUUCCUUCACAGAACAACUUAGGCAGGUCCUCUCCAAAUCAUAUCGCGUGCCAAGUACAGCAUCCUCAGGUUAAGACAAGACCUGAUAACUUUGGCCACUUCUCUCCCAUUCGUGCCAGCAAGGCUCAAGAGUUUUCUGAUUCGGAUUCAGAGUGGGAAAAUGGCGCCAUGUCUGGCUUUGGUGACUUCAUGUGAAAUUGACUGAUGGGUUCAUCACUUCAAAAUGAACAGAUGUAAGUUUGUUAUAAAGAUACUUAUUUAUUGUAUAUUAUUUUGAUUGUCUUCGUUUUCAAACAGGCUACCAAAUAAAAUAUUAUAUUUAAUCUACCCCUGCUGUGUAAUUUUUCCCCUCACUGAUCCGUAUCAAUUGUCACAAAAUCAUGUUUUCUUGGCUAUGUGUUUAAUAUAAAAUGAGAGCAAGGAAUAUUUACAAAUUCCCAUAUACAGAUUUACAAAACAAAAAAAGGUGAACUGGAGAAAUUCUGGAAACAAACAUUUAUCACCUUAGUAUUGUUUGAAUUUAGGUUACAUGUCGGUCUGAUGCUUCAACAAUGCCCCAUUCGAGGCUGCCAAUCAAUUUGCGUCAACUGCAUCAAAAACCAGAAUUAUCAUUUUACAAAAAUACAAAAAUUUCUUCAGUGCACACAAUUACAAAAGCCAUCUCCGAGUAUGUUACAGAAAUGUUAACGAUAAAUCAGAGUACUCAAAGGUAUUGUACAAAUAUCUACA